AUGGGCAAGAACUCGACAUCAGUCCCUGACGCCUGGGAGGAUGAUUGGGAAACUCAAGCAGACAAAAUGACCAAGGAACCCGAACAGCCCUCUCCCCGAGCACCUAUGUCCAAGGCAGAACGUUUAGCACAGCAUGCUGAGCAGAAUCGCAAGCUUUGGGAGUCUGCCGAUGCUCCGCCAACUUUUAACUAUUAUGAAGCUGGCACCUCAGGUGUCUCUCUCACAACCCCAUUUAAACCCCAGGUUAAGGUGCUCAGCCGGAAGCCCGUCAUCGCUAAGCGCGAUGGCGCUGCAGGCAUGUCCGGACUCUCACUAGAUGAUGACAACGAACCGAAGAAGGAGGUUCCAUUGACUCCAGAGGAAAUCCGAGCGAAACAAAAGCGUGACAGGGAGGAGAAGCAACGCCGAUACGAAGAAGCCAGAGCCAAGAUCUUUGGAGAAUCGAACCCGUCUUCAGGAGCCUCUUCACCUGGCACAGUUACCCCGCCGAAAGCUGAUGGUUACACUGGCCGCGGUCGCGGCCGAGGGCGAGGUGGUUACAGAAACAACGAGACCCGUCAGUUCGAUGCCCGCCAACCUGACAAUCGUGGCUUUGAUACUCCGCGUAGAAUGCAAAACAUGUCGGGCUCGGGCCGCGAGUUGUUCGACCCGAACCACUCGCCGAAGCCUGAGCCAGUAUCACAAAGGCGGCAGCCGGAAUUUUCGUCGCCUGGACGAAGCACAACUCCCCGCGACGGGCAACAGCAAACGCAGCCGCAGGCACCAGUCCGAGCACCCAAGGGGCCGGAUGGAAGUGGCCGAGGAGGUUUCGGCUUUGCUCAACGAGGUGGUAAGGGCAGUUGA
This is a messenger RNA of Fusarium pseudograminearum CS3096, 843 nucleotides long. RefSeq lists its product as uncharacterized. Bases 1 to 843 code for a protein of 280 amino acids. NCBI's taxonomy places the organism in Eukaryota, Fungi, Ascomycota, Sordariomycetes, Hypocreales, Nectriaceae. The transcript is spliced from 2 exons. The record is from RefSeq and is a predicted model, not a curated record.